Messenger RNA from Marmota flaviventris (yellow-bellied marmot), 4379 nucleotides. NCBI's taxonomy places the organism in Eukaryota, Metazoa, Chordata, Mammalia, Rodentia, Sciuridae. The record is from RefSeq and is a predicted model, not a curated record.
AAGGAAGGAGGAAGGAGCUGAGGAGGGAUGAGAGAGGCGGCCAGGGCCCCGGGCCGAAGCAGCGCGGGGCCGGGGGACCUGGGGGGCUAAGGCACCCCAACUGCCCCCUCCCCCUUCCUUGCUCCUCUCCAUCCAUUCCUUCCACCCUCCCGCUUGAGGAGGGGGGUUUAUUCAAAUUUUAUUUAAAUCCCUAUCUCCCGAGGGUCGCGCGCUGGGGGGAGGGGGAGAGGGCGGGGGUGCGCGCGGGCUGGGGGGGCGGGGCCGGAGCAGCUUCCUUCACCCCCCUCGGUUAGUCCCGUAGCCGUAGGGCAGGGGGCCGCAGUCCAGGGGCGGGCCCAGGGGAGGGGGGCAGGUUACAGCGACCCCCCCCUCCCCGGGAACCGGCGGUGGGCGGGGCUUGAACCCCGGAAACGGUGGGGGGGCCGAGGCAGGUCCCUGGACCCCUGGGCAGGGGGAGUCUGGAAGGGGCCAGUUAAAGGGCCGGGGGCGCAGGGAGAGGCGGGGUGGGGGGAGGGGACCUGGGACUCGGACCGGGACUGAGUGGGGCCCGGGCAGAAGCUGAGCACCCUGCGCCCGAGAAGCCCCCGUUGGCCUGGGGGGGCUGAGGGACUGAGCCCCCCAGAACAGGACCUCCCCCUGGAAGGGCCGCGCCGCAGCCCGUGGGAGGGCCUCGCCCCCGGCGCCCCCCAUCUCCACUCGCCGCCGUCCCGGCCUCCGCCGGAGGGAGGGGCCGAGCGCCCUCGGGGGGCCGUGGACCCCGGCGUUCUGAGCGUUCCGCGCCCCGCGCCGCCCGGCCCCCCCGCCGCCGAUGGCCGCCGACCCGCCGGGAGCUGCCGAGAAGGGAGAGAUGGCUCCCGGGACACGUGUGAGCCCUCGGCGUUGCUGACGCCCCCAAUGUCGUCGAGCAGCCGGGGGCCGGGGGCCGGAGCGCGCCGACGCCGAACCCGCUGCCGUCGCUGCCGGGCCUGUGUGCGAACUGAGUGCGGGGACUGCCACUUCUGUCGAGACAUGAAGAAGUUCGGGGGGCCCGGGCGCAUGAAGCAGUCGUGCCUGCUACGGCAGUGCACUGCCCCCGUGCUCCCACACACAGCUGUGUGCCUCUUGUGUGGGGAGGCUGGGAAGGAGGACACAGUGGAGGGAGAGGAAGAGAAAUUUGGUUUGAGCCUCAUGGAGUGUACAAUCUGCAACGAGAUCGUCCACCCUGGCUGCCUGAAGAUGGGGAAGGCUGAGGGUGUCAUCAAUGCGGAGAUCCCCAACUGCUGGGAGUGCCCUCGCUGUACACAGGAAGGCCGCACCAGCAAGGAUUCAGGUGAGGGGCCAGGCCGCCGCAGGGCUGACAACGGUGAGGAGGGCGCCAGCCUAGGGAGUGGAUGGAAGCUGACGGAGGAGCCGCCACUUCCACCGCCCCCGCCCAGGCGGAAGGGCCCUCUACCUGCUGGGCCGCCCCCGGAGGACAUGCCUGGGCCCCCCAAACGCAAGGAGAGGGAGGCAGGGAAUGAGCCCCCCACCCCAAGGAAAAAGGUGAAAGGAGGUCGAGAGAGGCACCUGAAGAAGAAACCAAAGCCGCCUUUGGCCUCUGCUGAGGGCCCAGCCGUGCCAUCCCCAUCCCCACAGAGGGAGAAGCUGGAACGUUUCAAGCGGAUGUGCCAGCUGUUGGAGCGGGUGCCUGAUACCUCUUCUUCUUCCUCGGACUCGGAUUCCGAUUCCGACUCAUCAGGCACUUCGCUGAGUGAGGAUGAGGCCCCUGGCGAGGCCCGGAAUGGGCGACGGCCAGCCCGGGGCAGCUCUGGCGAGAAGGAGAACCGUGGGGGGCGGCGGGCUGUGCGCCCUGGCAGUGGGGGGCCCUUGCUCAGCUGGCCCCUGGGCCCCGCCCCCCCACCCCGGCCUCCACAGCUGGAGCGGCAUGUGGUACGGCCCCCACCUCGAAGCCCUGAGCCUGACACACUGCCUUUGGCUGCUGGAUCCGACCAUCCCCUGCCCCGGGCUGCCUGGCUUCGUGUCUUCCAGCACCUUGGGCCACGAGAGCUGUGCAUCUGCAUGCGAGUCUGCCGGACUUGGAGCCGCUGGUGCUACGACAAACGUCUGUGGCCUAGAAUGGACUUGAGCAGGAGGAAGUCACUGACCCCGCCCAUGCUCAGUGGGGUAGUUCGUCGCCAGCCCCGUGCCCUGGACCUCAGCUGGACAGGUGUCUCCAAGAAACAGCUCAUGUGGCUUCUGAACCGACUGCAAGGCCUGCAGGAGUUGGUGCUCUCUGGCUGCUCCUGGCUCUCUGUCUCUGCCCUGGGCUCAGCCCCACUGCCAGCCCUGCGGCUCCUGGACCUCCGCUGGAUUGAGGAUGUAAAAGACUCACAGCUCCGUGAGCUGCUGCUGCCUCCACCAGACACUAAACCAGGGCAAACAGAGAGCCGUGGGCGACUACAGGGUGUAGCCGAACUGCGCUUGGCAGGUCUGGAGCUGACAGAUGCCUCCCUGAGGCUCCUCCUGCGCCAUGCACCCCAGCUGAGCGCCCUGGACCUGAGCCACUGCGCCCACGUUGGGGACCCCAGUGUCCACCUCCUCACAGCUCCCACUUCUCCACUCCGAGAGACCCUGGUACACCUCAAUCUUGCUGGUUGCCACCGCCUCACGGACCACUGCCUCCCGCUGUUCCGCCGCUGCCCACGUCUCCGCCGACUAGACCUGCGCUCUUGCCGCCAGCUCUCACCUGAAGCUUGUGCCCGUCUGGCAGCUGCUGGCCCUCCUGGUCCCUUCCGCUGCCCAGAGGAGAAGCUACUUCUCAAGGACAGCUAGUCGGGCGCCCCCCACCAUCCCCCAGGACUCAUCAGGAGCCUGGACCUCGGGCCUUCAUUUCAUCCUCUGUUGGGAGGCCAGGUUACCCACCUCAUGACUUGGGAUUCCUGAGUUUCGUGACUUGGGAUUCCUACCCAGGGACCGGAGCCAGCCUCCCGCUUCUCUUCCCCCUGCACUGAUAUCUCUGGGGGUCUCUCCUUCCCAUCUCCUCCCCCUUCCACUUGCUUCAUUGUCCAUCCCCUGGGGGAAGUGGGUCAGAGGUACUGGGGGGUGCUGAGCCAAAGGGAUGGUGGGAGGGGGGUUAAGGUGCAAGUUUGAGGGAGGGAGAAUGGGGAAAGGGUAUCUACACAGGAUACUGGGAGCCAGGGGGCUGGGGGAGGUGGAGGAUGGGUGGGUGGGGGGGCAGAAAGAGACCACCAAGGGUUCAGAGAACAAAGACCAGAUAUUUGGAGUGGGGGGUGGGGGGCCAAAAAGGGAAACUGGAGGAGCAAUUGGGGAUCCAUGUAUCAGAGGUAGGGGGACUUGGGGAGCAAGAGGAAAGCCAGGGCUGAAUGGGGGUUGGGGGACAAGAGCAGGUUGGGGCAGUAGUACUCCUCCCUCGUGGGAGGGUUACCCCUCUUCUUUCCUCCUGCCCAAAUUUGAGUUCCUUCCCUCUACUCUGACUCCUUGAACGUCACUGAAAAUGGCAGCUAUUGCGAGGAGUGGGGGCCAUGGGUCUACCCUCUGUUCAACUCGUGGCCCAGGGGAGUGGUGAGGGGUGCCCCAGCCCCCUGCCUGCCUCUCCGCACAAUACUUGAACAUUCAUCUGUACUGAAGUGUUACUUGAAUCGGGGGAACCUCGGACCUGGGGGAGCCGAAGUGUAAUUGGAUGGGACCAGCUUGGACUGAGACUGAACUGGUGGGCACCCAGAGUGGACUGCACCACCUCCAGAUAUCUCUGGCUUUACUGUCUUGAGCAGCUCUACCCCUUCUGACCCGAGUUGGGGGUGGUGGGUGCCAGCCCAAUGAUGGGGAAGAUGGGACUCCUCCAGCUUGGCUCUUCCCACUCUUUCAUCGUCAUGGAAACUUGUAUCCCAUUCGCCCAGGGAACUGCCACUCCUGGUUGCCAUGGAAAUAGCAGCCAAUGGACACCUCCCGAUGCCAGUGCUAAGGCUGGAAAUGGCCCCUCUCAGUUGCCAUGGGAACUUAGUAACAGACUCUUUUUGGUCCUUCUCUCCACUGCCCCUUCCUCCUGUGUUGGGGUGGGGUCUUGGGAGCCAGAGGGAGGAGCUGGGCCAGGUUCCGCCCCUCAGUCCAGGCCUCUGGGGGCAGCCGGGUUGUACUAUGUAGGGGAGGGGGAAAUCUAUCCACAUACCUCAGGUAACAGGGAGGUGCGCGGGUGGGGGGAGGGACUGGGCGGACCAAAGGCCGAAGGGGAGGGGGGGCCUGGGGAUGGAAAGGCUUGAGGAUUGGGCCGUUUGGGGGAGGGGGAGGAGGCAGCCCGGCAUGGGACGUGUUGGGGACCCAGCCGGGCUGGGCCCCUGGGCCCCAAAUCUGUACAAUAUGGUUUGCUAUAAAACUCAAAAUCUUCCAGCCGGGGCCACCGUGUU